CUUCGCUUCGAAGUUCAUGGCUGAACAUUAAGAGCUUCGUUCUUUGGCGAUUGUGCAUUCGCUUUGACAAUUACUUGAUUCUUAGGAAUUGGCUCAAGAAUAUUUGCCAUGAAAUUGAUUCCCUUACAAUUUGUUCAGUGAUUAAUUCGAUUGUGAAAUGGUUUUGAAAUUGAUCCAUUAAUCAUCUGUUGAGAUUCAAAGAGAAUCCAAAUGAAACUCCAAUCGACUCAAAGCCAUUUGAUCAGCUGUUUCUGAGAAUAGUAAACAAACUGUUUGACUUCUAUUCUUUUCUCGAUAAUUUCGAUUUAUUUUCUUCAUUAUUUUUAUUCUUUUGAAAUUUAAUGAUUUUAAGGUGAUAUUUUCCUUCUAGAAUCGUGAAUAAACCUGAAAAGUGAAUAUAAUUAGACAGGUUUGGCAAGUUAUCCUAUUCUCCCAAGUCAAGGAUCUGAUCAUCUUUUUUGUAUCUAUUUUGUUAAUACAAAUCAAAUACUAUGGAGCAAUUAAUGAGACUUAAUUCACAAACCAGUGGCAGAGACAAAGUGUUGAGGCUUUGGCAAUUCUCUUUUCGUUUAGCUUGGUCUUUAUUGGAAAAAAAGUCCUCAUCUAACAUGGAAACAAUUGCUCGUCUCAAGGAAGUGGAAAGUUUAAUAGGUUUCUCCAGAAGAUUGCUUCGAUUGGGCCGUAGUGUUGAUUUAAUGUAUUCGUCAAUGUCCAGUUUAUCAAUUUCCGAUCCAAUUCUGAGGAUGAUUGUCACCAGUUCCAGGAUAUCUUCCUCUUUGUUUCUAUUUGCUGACCAUUUGGUUUGGCUAAAGAAAGUUGGUCUUCUUCAGAUCGAUGAGUCCAAAUGGUCAGAUACAAGUAAUCGGUUUUGGUUAUACUCUUCAAUUCUUAAUCUACUUCGUGAUUGUCAUGAAAUUAAACUACUGAUUGAAAGUGAACAAAGAUUAAGGAAAAUUAAACAACAAUUGGGAUCGGUUGAAUAUCUAACUACUGUUGGGUCAAUUUUACUUAAACAUAAAAAUGUUUCAAUCGAUACAGUGAAAAACAUUUGUGAUACUUUACUACCAAUGGCCAGUUUGGGACAAUUAAAAGUUUCGCCGUCGAAAAUUGGACUCAUCGGUAUUGUUUCAUCAACAGCAGCGAUACUCCAAAUAGUCAAUCCGUCCUACCGAUUAUAACCUGUCCCUGAUUGCCAAUUUUGUAUUAAUAAUUAAUUCAAAGUCAAUUCUUUAUUUUGAUUUACCUCAUAAUCUGUCCAUAGUGUAACAAUUUAAUUCAUCUGUAACAGACUCAGUGUUGCUUAACUAAUUAAUAAGAUUAUUGCAUUUAUAUUCCUGGAUUAAUGGACAUCCAGUAUUUUGUAAACUGAACAAUUUAAAAAAUUAAAUCAAUCCAAUCCAAGGAACCGAAA
Molecule: messenger RNA, 1411 nt
Organism: Panonychus citri (citrus red mite)
Lineage: Eukaryota; Metazoa; Arthropoda; Arachnida; Trombidiformes; Tetranychidae
Gene: Pex11ab
Product: peroxisomal membrane protein 11B-like
Exons: 3
Coding region: 492-1178 (228 amino acids)
Biological process (GO): regulation of peroxisome size; peroxisome fission
Cellular component (GO): peroxisomal membrane
Source: RefSeq, a predicted model, not a curated record